AUGUCGUUCUUCAAUAAACUCAACAAGGAGUUCUCGGGGUUUAUGGAUGGUGGAAAGAAGCCUGAAGCUCAAGCACCACCACCGCCAGCAGCAGAUCAUUCAAGAGGAUACGGCGACUACAAUCAGCAGCAACAAUAUCCACCUCAAGGACAGUAUCAACAGUACCCACCUCAACAUCAACAACAACAGAAUCAAUACGCACCCUCUCCUGCACAAUCACCUCCUGCACCAGGUCAAUACAACCAACAAGGACAAUGGCAAGCGCCGUCAACUCCACAGCAGUAUGGUAGCCAACCAUACAGUGGACCUCCAGCACAACAGCAGUACGGUCAACCAGCUGCACAGCCAUAUGGCCAACCUCCUCAGCAAUACGGCAGCCCAGCUCCUCAAUACAAUCAAUAUCAAUCACCGCCUCCUCAACAAAACAUUCCUGCUCCACAUGCUCCCAUUCUACCACCCGGGUGGACUCCACUCUGGGAUCCAAACGGAGGCCGUUGGGCAUACAUGGGAGGUGAUCAGAAAGUAGUCUGGACAGCACCAACAAGUCCUUUUGUUGAUCAAGGCGCCCAUGACUCAAGUCGUGGUGCUUUCGGUGGACCAGUUCCCGUUGAUGCUGGAUACGGAGCCGCGGCUGGGCCUGCAGGAUAUGGUGCGGCAACAGCUUUAGACACCAAGGACGUGAAGAAGGACAAAAAGGAUGACUCAAAUAAGAAGAUGAUGAUGGGAGCUGCUGGUGGUCUGGCAGUCGGUGCUAUUGGUGGUGCUUUGAUUGCAAACGCGAUGGAUGAUGAUGACCAUCAUGGCGGCGGCGGAGGGCAUGGAGGUGGUUAUGGUGGUGGAUAUGGCGGCGGUGGAGGCUAUGCACCAGAUGGCUACCCAUCUCAGCAAGCUUACCCACCUCCUGCUGGAUCUGGCAGCUCUGUCAGUAGCAGCGACAAGGAAGAGCUUGAGGAAGCUAGAGAGGAUUAUGAAGAGGCUUAUGAAGAGGCCUACGGUUCUGAUUGA
This is a messenger RNA of Glarea lozoyensis ATCC 20868, 1005 nucleotides long. RefSeq lists its product as uncharacterized. The transcript has 3 exons. The record is from RefSeq and is a predicted model, not a curated record. Lineage: Eukaryota; Fungi; Ascomycota; Leotiomycetes; Helotiales; Helotiaceae. Bases 1 to 1005 code for a protein of 334 amino acids.